AUCGUGAAUCACACGAAACUUCUCCAUUCCUUCACCUAACAAGACCAUAGCAUAAUUUCCCUCUCUCUCUCUUUGCUCCCUCUUCACUUCUACUCCACCCCUUCUUUAAAUUAAUAUAUCUUCAUUAUUAUCCUUCUUACAUAGCUUCACUUCAACUAACACCCACUCUCCACUAUAACCUAAAAACACCCCCGAAAAAAAUAACAUGUCGGUGAAGGAGUGCGAGCACCACAAGGGGAAGAAGAGAAAGAUCUUCAGGCGAAUAUUCUGGGGCAUAGUGGUGUUCCUCUUUAUCGUUUUGGUUCUAAUCCUUCUCAUAUGGGCAAUUCUAAGACCCACCAAGCCUUCUUUCAUUCUCCAAGACGUCACCGUUUAUGCCUUCAACGCCACCGUACCAAACUUCUUAACCUCCAAUUUCCAAGUCACCCUCACCUCACGCAAUCCUAACGACCGCAUCGGAAUUUACUACGACCGUCUCGACACCUACGUCAAUUACCGGAGCCAGCAAAUCACCUACCGCACCGCCAUCCCUCCGUCGUACCAGGGCCACAAGGAGAUCGACGUUUGGUCACCGUUUGUUUACGGCACCAACGUCCCCGUCGCACCCUUCAACUUCGAAGGUCUCAGCCAGGACCAGACUAACGGUAACGUCCUCGUCAUCGUUAAAAUUGACGGCAGAGUCCGCUGGAAGGUCGGCACCUUCAUCUCCGGUCGUUACCACCUCUACGUCCGGUGCCCGGCGUUCAUCAGUUUCGGCCCCCAUAGUAACGGCAUCUCCGUCGGUGAGAACACCGUUAAGUAUCAGUUAGUCCAGCGUUGCUCCGUUAGCGUUUGAACUUCGAACUUAAUCAAAUUUUAGUGUUUUACUUUUACAUACGUACUCUCUUAUUUCAUUGUAUUUUAUGCGUCCGUACGUAUUUUUAUACUGUUAUACUACGUGUACGUGUUUGUGUAUGAAAUUGAUCACUGUGCCUUGCCUUAGGUAUUUGAAUUGUACAUUUUGCUAUAGAAAUGUGAAACUGACGAAAGGGUCAGAGAUAUAGCAAAAUUACAAGUUGUAACAUGCCAAUAUAAUUGAGAUACUAUGGCAAUAAAUUUUAUUGUUUCAAGUCGGAUAACAAAUGAGUGUAUGAUGAAGCAUACGGU
Messenger RNA from Gastrolobium bilobum, 1146 nucleotides. Its product is annotated as NDR1/HIN1-like protein 1. Lineage: Eukaryota; Viridiplantae; Streptophyta; Magnoliopsida; Fabales; Fabaceae. The transcript has a single exon. The coding region runs from base 206 to 835 and encodes 209 amino acids. Gene Ontology annotation, biological process: defense response to other organism. The record is from RefSeq and is a predicted model, not a curated record.